Naegleria gruberi is the source of this 273-nucleotide messenger RNA. RefSeq lists its product as uncharacterized. Gene Ontology annotation, cellular component: cytosol. The coding region runs from base 1 to 273 and encodes 90 amino acids. Lineage: Eukaryota; Heterolobosea; Eutetramitea; Acrasida; Naegleriidae. Gene Ontology annotation, molecular function: cysteine-type endopeptidase inhibitor activity. The transcript has a single exon. The record is from RefSeq and is a predicted model, not a curated record.
AUGGCCGGCGGUGCACACAAUCAACCAAUCACUGAAGAAUCAAGAACCCUUGCUCAAAGCAUCAAGGCUAAAGUAGAAGAAAUCACUGCUCGUACUUUUGAUAUCUUUGAAGUUAUUGCUCAUUCUACUCAAGUUGUUGCCGGAAUCAAUCACAAGUUGAAGAUUAAAGUUGGUGACUCUGAACACGUUCAUGUUAAAGUUUUUGAAUCCUUGCAAGGACAACAAACUGUGCAAAGUGUUGAACAAGGAAAGACUGCCACUUGUUCUUUCUAA